CCGAGGCAGGAGGCGGUGGCGGCGGGAGACGGCCAGAAGCAAAAUUUGGAUGAAGCAAUCUAACUAAGUUGCCGUCAUGAGCAGAAGCAAGCGUGACAACAAUUUCUACAGUGUUGAAAUUGGAGACUCUACUUUCACUGUAUUGAAACGGUAUCAAAAUUUAAAACCAAUAGGAUCAGGAGCACAAGGGAUAGUAUGUGCAGCUUAUGAUGCCAUCCUUGAACGAAAUGUUGCAAUCAAGAAGUUAAGCCGACCAUUUCAGAACCAAACCCACGCUAAGAGAGCCUACAGAGAGCUUGUUCUUAUGAAGUGUGUUAAUCACAAAAAUAUAAUUGGCCUACUGAAUGUGUUCACACCACAAAAAUCUCUGGAAGAAUUUCAAGAUGUCUACAUAGUGAUGGAGCUCAUGGAUGCAAAUCUCUGUCAAGUGAUUCAGAUGGAGCUAGACCAUGAACGAAUGUCCUAUCUUCUUUAUCAAAUGCUGUGUGGUAUCAAACAUCUUCAUUCAGCUGGAAUUAUACAUAGGGAUUUAAAGCCCAGUAAUAUAGUAGUAAAGUCAGACUGCACUUUGAAGAUUCUUGACUUUGGACUGGCCAGAACUGCAGGAACUAGUUUUAUGAUGACGCCUUAUGUAGUGACUCGUUACUACAGAGCACCAGAGGUCAUCCUAGGGAUGGGAUACAAAGAAAACGUGGAUUUAUGGUCUGUGGGGUGCAUUAUGGGCGAAAUGGUUUGCCACAAAAUCCUCUUUCCAGGAAGGGACUAUAUUGAUCAAUGGAAUAAAGUUAUAGAGCAGCUAGGAACACCAUGCCCCGAAUUUAUGAAGAAAUUACAGCCUACAGUACGAACUUAUGUGGAGAACAGACCUAAAUAUGCUGGAUAUAGUUUUGAAAAGCUCUUUCCAGAUGUCCUUUUCCCAGCUGACUCUGAACACAAUAAGCUUAAAGCAAGUCAAGCAAGGGAUUUGUUAUCAAAAAUGCUGGUUAUAGAUGCUUCUAAAAGAAUCUCUGUGGAUGAAGCCCUGCAGCACCCAUAUAUCAAUGUUUGGUAUGAUCCAUCAGAAGCAGAAGCUCCUCCACCAAAGAUACCAGAUAAGCAGUUAGAUGAGAGGGAGCACACGAUAGAGGAAUGGAAAGAGUUGAUAUACAAGGAAGUCAUGGACCUGGAGGAGAGAACCAAGAAUGGGGUUAUACGUGGACAACCAGCCCCUUUAGGUGCAGCAAUGAUCAAUGGCUCUCAACAUCCAUCUUCAUCAUCAUCUGUCAAUGACGUGUCUUCAAUGUCAACAGAUCCAACAUUGGCCUCUGAUACAGACAGCAGUCUAGAAACCUCAGCUGGACCUCUGGGUUGCUGUAGAUGACUACUUGGUCUUUUGGGGGGUGGGAGGGG
Messenger RNA from Gavia stellata (red-throated loon), 1389 nucleotides. RefSeq names its product mitogen-activated protein kinase 8 (gene MAPK8). Bases 77 to 1360 code for a protein of 427 amino acids. Lineage: Eukaryota; Metazoa; Chordata; Aves; Gaviiformes; Gaviidae. The record is from RefSeq and is a predicted model, not a curated record. Gene Ontology annotation, biological process: protein phosphorylation; JNK cascade. Gene Ontology annotation, molecular function: ATP binding; JUN kinase activity. Gene Ontology annotation, cellular component: cytoplasm; nucleus. The transcript has 12 exons.